AGGUAGUUUUUGAAACACUAUGUUUCUUUAUUUCAUUUUGCCCUUUUAUUUCACUUGAAACCACAUGUAUGAUGAUUAACAUCUGAUUCACACCAAGCCUUUUUGCACUGUUAGUAGCUCCCCCAUAUAAUUACAGUGCUCACAUUGCACAUAGAUGUAGGGGUGCAUCUUGAGAGAAUUCAUUCCAACAUUUAGCUACUGUGCUAGCAGCUGUAAAUACAGGAUGUGCAAAAUAAAAAAUCUUCCUCAAUCUGCAAAUUAUUGGUCAUUGGAUGGGGGCAGUUCAUUCCAAGAAUGGAAACUCGUUGGUAGAUAGGGGUUGAUUAAGCCCUCUUUGACCUUUGGAAAUUAUGCCUUGUAUCGUCUCUGUAAAUGAGUGUAGAAAUGAGGACAAAAGUGCUAAUUCCAGCCUUAUAAAAGUUUUUCAGAGUUUAAAAAUCCUGGAUAAUUCAAGCUUCUAAAUUCUGUAGACUGUCGAAGCCUGUGUUUUCACAAAUGAAGGCAAAUAUGCAUGUCCCAGGAUAAUGUUGCAAGUUCCAAUCUGGGUCGGUCACUGGGACCAGAGAUUUAUUCAGUAAACCUCUGGUUCCUGUGACUGACCCAAAUUGGAUCUCACAAGACUUUUCACACAGUUACCUGGCAAAGGAAUAUAUAUAAAUCUGAAAGCAUAAGAGAGUGUUGCUUGUUGUGAAAGAAUGAGUUGAUUAGUAAACUAUGCAGUGAGAGAUUCAUAAAUCAAUUUCUUGGUAGUGUCAAGAGUUGAAUUUGGGAAGAAUGGAUUGGAGAAAUGGAAGUAAUAGAAAGAAACUAGAGUGACAGUAGAGCAUUUGCAGGAAAUUAAAGUAGAGAUGCUCAGUAGGAACAAGGUGAAGGUAGAGCUCUGAGUCAUUGCACAAAUGAGGGGCCAUGGGCGUGAUCCCAUCAAUACUAACUGAAACCAAACAUAGAAAAAGGAGAACAACCAUAAAAUAGGAGCUCCCACACCCAAAAGCUACCAAAGCACAAGAUAAUAGGGGUUUUAUCUACUAACAUAUAAUUGCACAUUAAUGGUUGUACGUCAGGUAGCAUAUGUAAUGAAAACUAUGCCAUCCGUGUACCACAAAAAAUAUCAACAGGUGCUUGAUAAGAAAAAUAUUAAUCCGAACAAGAUUCCAUUUACUUUAUCUCAUAGAAGAAAACAAAUGUUAGCUCCUCUCCUUGGUCAUGGUAUAAUUUGAGAUUUGUUAGGAAUUGACGUGUUGUGUAUAUGAGAUAAUGAAAAUAUGCAUCAAAAAAGUAUAACAUAACCUUUGUUAUGUGUGAUUAUAUGACAUUGGCUUCUCAAAUCUGAAUCUUCUCCAGAAUUGCUUAGAAUGCACAGAUUACCCUUUAUAUCCUUUUCUCUUUUUUUUUCUUUUUUCUUUUUACUACAAAAGGGAUUUUUGUGUUAAUCUUUUCGUCUGAAUACAAAAAUCAUAUGGCAAGAGAAUACACAUUAAGAUGAAUGUCAGAUUUUAGCUGAGCUCACAGCUGAACUGAAUACCAUCUCGGUAUUUCACUCUGAGUAGGCAAAGUUGAACGAAAGGUUUAAAAUGAACCUGUGAUGAAGUCCUGUAAAAAUAGGAUUGCCUAGUGUUGUUUGGAUCAAAAUAUAGGUAGAUAUGUAAGACAGUAGGGAUCUUCUUUAUUGAUUUCUUAAAAUUCUGUAACUUCAUCUAAUUUCCCUGUAAAAAGUGCAUAUAAAAUGAAUUUGCUGUAAAUUGUAGCGGGAUUUAUAAAUCCAUUUGACUGAUCUCAAAAGCAAAAGCUGUAAAUUUGCCUCCCAGGAUAAGUUUUAACUUUUAUUGAAAAUAGCCACAAAAUGGCAUUUGAUUUUUUUUCUUCCAUUAAGAAAGCUUUGGGCUAUUUUAAAAGGCAAAGAAUAAAUCUUAAUUGAUUCUCUUUGAGUCUAAAGUUUGUGCUUUUGUUUUGUUUGUCUUAUGGUCUGCUUGUAUCUACUCACCAUUCAUUUUCUUGCUUCUUUUCCAGUCUGAGUGUUGACACCAGGACCUAUCCUUGUAAAGUAUUUUAUAAUCUCUACAGGCCUCAGUCUUUAAUAUGGCAAUAGCUUCUUUGCGUCAUGGAGUGACCAUCGCUGGAGCUAUCCUGCUGGUGACGGGAACGCUGUGCUUUGCUUGGUGGAGCGAUGGUGAAAUGGGGGUCACUGCACCCAGCAGUGAUCCCAAAGUCACGCCUCAAGGAGAAACGGAACUUAUGACCAGGGCUUCAUCUUCCAGUCCUGUACUCAGGUCAAUCAGCUUCUUCUGUUGUGGAAUUGGUGGGCUGCUUCUUCUGUUUGGACUCCUUUGGUCAGCCAAUGCUGGAAUAAUUUCCCGGCACUACCAGUACCAUUUUUCCAGUGACCUUCAGUACUCCACAGUCGAACCUCUUGAAAAGCAGACAUGCAGCACCUGGGAGGCCACCAGUAUUCCCACUUACGAGGAGGCUUUGAAUUGUCAACCUGCUGAAAAUGCCUCCAGUGACAUGCAGUCUCAGAUUUCAAAGGAGAUCAGGCUGCCCUUAUAUCAGGUGGUGGAUGAAAAUCACAAAGGGCAGGGGAGCCGAAGACGCAGUUCCUCUGACGGGGUUUUGUUUCGGAACAUUCCACCCAAGCCAAGUUUAGCGUCACAGGAUGAAGCUAUCAUUGUCUGUGACACUCCACCCCCAAGCUAUGAGAGCAUAGGCUUGUGUGAUGGAUGAUCCAGGCAUUUUUUAUAGCACUGUGUAGGAAUUUCUGGAUUGCUGUAGAUAUUUGUUUUCCUUUAAUUAAUUGUGGCACAUUGGGAUAAAAUAACUGCUGUAUAUAUUUUUUUGUAGGAGCUUUUGCUAAAUUAUCCAAGGGUAGUCUCAACAUUGUUUUGUAGUAUGUGAUUAAUAUGUAUCCAGUCAACCUCAUGGAUGUUCAGAUUCUUUGGAGGUGUAUCCAAAAUAUGAACUAAAUAUAACACAAUUAACUUGUGGAGAACUACUUGAAAGAGGCUCAUGAACAGGCCUAGAAGGAAAGUUCACAACAAAUUCAGGUUCUGGGUUAAUGGUUAUUGAAAAAAUAAAAAUGUUCUUAAUAAAAUCUAUUAUCAAUU
Molecule: messenger RNA, 3098 nt
Organism: Pantherophis guttatus
Lineage: Eukaryota; Metazoa; Chordata; Lepidosauria; Squamata; Colubridae
Source: RefSeq, a predicted model, not a curated record